CUAGUAGCCUGAAGAAAAAAAAAGAGAAAAAAAACCCGAAAACGCUUUAAAAUUUAAAAAAAAAGAGAGAGAGAAAGAAAAAGAAAAAAACGAAUCCUCUUCGGAGAAACCGCGGGGAAGUCACUUUCGCACGCUUCCGGCCUGCCCGCCGCCGCCGCACCUGGGCGUCUGUCGGUCCCCGUCCGUCGGUCCGGUGGUGAGCCGCCCGCGCGCCCGCGUCCACGCGCCGCCGCCCGGUUGCGCCGCGUGGCAGCCCCGCGCCCGCCGCCCUCGCCCCCCGCGCGCCGGCCUCCCCGCACCACGUGUCCGCGCUGCCCUUCGCCGGCCCGGCGUGGGAGGCGGCUGCGCGCUCGGGCCGCCCGGGGCUUGCCGAGUCGGCACCGACAAAUAUUUGGUUUCCCUCUUCCCCGGGCUGCUGUAAUCUUAAACCGCCGGGAGCCCGAGGCCUAUAUUUAUAGAGAAACGCGCGUCCCGGAGGCCGCCUUGGGCACCGCUGGGUUGCCUCUGGAAAUUUUUUUGUCAUUCGGAGGGGAGUCGCCGUUUUAAUUUUUUUCCUUUUUUUUUGAAAUUGGGAGCUUCGGACCAGGACAGCUGAAAAAUUAAAAACUCCCAGGGAGGGCCAUAUUGUUUUUGAGAGCCUUUUGUCUGCGGUUUGGCAGUCUCGUCCGAGCCGUCCCCGAACUCCUCUCCGGCCCUCGGAGCCGACUCCCAGCUUCUCCGAGCUUCACUGCCACCUGUGAGCCGCGGCGUGGGCCACGGCUCCGAGCGGAGCCCCCUUUGUCCUGUGCGGUCCCUCUUAAGAAGUCCUCCUGGCGGGGCUCGGGGUGGUGGGGGCUGGGGAGAUGAACGCUGCGGCCAGCAGCUACCCCAUGGCCUCCCUGUACGUGGGUGACCUGCACUCGGACGUCACCGAGGCCAUGCUGUACGAAAAGUUCAGUCCUGCGGGGCCUGUGCUGUCCAUCCGGGUCUGCCGCGAUAUGAUCACCCGCCGCUCCCUGGGUUAUGCCUACGUCAACUUCCAGCAGCCGGCUGACGCUGAGCGGGCCUUGGACACCAUGAACUUUGAUGUAAUUAAGGGAAAGCCGAUCCGGAUCCUGUGGUCUCAGAGGGAUCCGUCUCUGAGAAAAUCUGGUGUGGGAAACGUCUUUGGGAACAUUCUGUCCUGCAAGGUGGUGUGUGAUGAGAACGGCUCUAAGGGUUAUGCCUUUGUCCACUUCGAGACCCAGGAGGCUGCCGACAAGGCCAUCGAGAAGAUGAACGGCAUGCUCCUCAAUGACCGCAAAGUGUUUGUGGGCAGAUUCAAGUCUCAAAAAGAGCGGGAAGCCGAACUUGGAGCCAAAGCCAAGGAAUUCACCAAUGUUUACAUCAAAAACUUUGGGGAAGAGGUUGAUGAUGAGAAUCUGAAAGAGCUAUUUAGCCAGUUUGGUAAGACCCUAAGUGUCAAGGUGAUGAGAGAUCCCAGUGGGAAAUCCAAAGGCUUUGGCUUUGUGAGUUACGAAAAACACGAGGAUGCCAAUAAGGCUGUGGAAGAGAUGAAUGGAAAAGAAAUCACUGGGAAGGUCAUUAUCGUUGGCCGUGCACAAAAGAAAGUGGAGCGGCAGGCCGAGUUAAAGCGAAAAUUUGAACAGCUGAAGCAGGAGAGGAUUAGUCGCUAUCAGGGGGUGAAUCUCUACAUUAAGAACUUGGAUGACACCAUCGAUGACGAGAAGUUAAGGAAAGAGUUUUCUCCUUUUGGAUCAAUCACCAGUGCUAAGGUGAUGCUGGAGGAUGGGAGAAGCAAAGGAUUUGGCUUUGUCUGCUUCUCAUCCCCUGAAGAGGCAACCAAAGCAGUCACGGAGAUGAAUGGACGCAUCGUGGGCUCCAAGCCACUUUAUGUCGCUCUGGCCCAGAGAAAGGAGGAGAGAAAGGCUCACCUGACCAACCAAUAUAUGCAGUGGGUGGCCGGGAUGAGGGCACUGCCCGCCAACGCCAUCUUAAAUCAGUUCCAGCCUGCAGCUGGGGGCUACUUUGUGCCAGCAGUUCCACAGGCUCAGGGAAGACCACCAUAUUACACACCUAACCAGUUAGCACAGAUGAGGCCUAAUCCACGCUGGCAGCAAGGCUUCCAAGGAAUGCCAAGUGCUAUACGCCAGUCUGGGCCUCGUCCAGCUCUUCGCCAUCUGGCUCCAACUGGUGUUCCCACAGCUGUGCAGAACUUAGCGCCUCGUGCCGCUGUUGCUGCUGCUGCUCCUCGGGCUGUUGCACCUUACAAAUAUGCCUCCAGCGUCCGCAGUCCUCACCCGGCCAUCCAGCCCCUGCAGGCACCCCAGCCUGCGGUCCACGUGCAGGGGCAGGAGCCACUGACCGCCUCCAUGCUGGCUGCAGCACCCCCCCAGGAACAGAAGCAGAUGCUGGGUGAACGUCUGUUCCCACUCAUCCAGACGAUGCACUCGAACCUGGCUGGGAAGAUAACUGGGAUGCUGCUGAUCGACAACUCAGAGCUGCUGCACAUGCUGGAGUCCCCCGAGUCUCUCCGCUCCAAGGUGGAUGAGGCUGUGGCGGUCCUUCAGGCUCAUCAUGCCAAGAAAGAAGCUGCUCAGAAGGUGGGCGCUGUUGCUGCUGCUACCUCUUAGACAAGGACGAACCGAUUCAAAAGCCAAAUAAACCCUCAUGGAAUUCAGCUCAAGGUUUGAAGACUCCUAGCUUGUCCUAUGGACCUCAACACCAAGAACCACAAUCGCAAAUUUAAUAGGUCAUUUUGUAUCAAAAGGUCAAUUAUGAAACACCUAGAAUUUUUCAAUUUAAAGAAUAUAUUCUCUGGGUUCUGAUGUGGCCCAGACAGUGUUAACUUUUUUUUCUAUUGUGGGUUUUGCUUUUUUCCCCCCAGAAAUUGGUUUUAUUUGAUGUACCCAAGUCUUAAGUUUCUCAAUAAAGAAAAAAAUCUCCAUAAAAAAAAAAAAAA
Molecule: messenger RNA, 2941 nt
Organism: Bubalus bubalis (water buffalo)
Lineage: Eukaryota; Metazoa; Chordata; Mammalia; Artiodactyla; Bovidae
Product: polyadenylate-binding protein 4
Cellular component (GO): ribonucleoprotein complex
Molecular function (GO): RNA binding
Source: RefSeq, a predicted model, not a curated record